AAAAAAAAAAAAAUCUAGUCUGGGUUGUCAGCUAGGAGAAGACUUUUAUGAAAGCUCUAAAGGACAUUCUUUUCCAAAAUUUAUGCAGGAGGCAAUUUUCUCUCUGAAAUAAUUAUGGAGAUCCUUUCAUUCUUCACUUUCUUAUUUUCUUUGACCCUUUUAUCAACCUUGGAGUUAUCAUUUGCAGCUGAUACGAUAUCUUCUGGACAAUCUAUUCGAGAUGGUGAGACAUUAACUUCGUCAUCCCAGAGAUAUGAGCUAGGCUUCUUCACACCAGGGAACUCAAACAACAGGUUCUUAGGAAUAUGGUACAAGAUAACUCCUCAGGUAAUUGUGUGGGUUGCCAACAGAAACAAACCCAUUCCUGAUAAAACCGGAGUUCUAACUAUUUCCAGUAACGGAAGCCUUGUACUCAUCGACGAAGGAAAGAGAAUUCUCUGGUCCUCUAAUUCAUCAAGGAUUCUAGCAAAUCCAGAGGUACAACUCCUAGAUUCUGGGAACUUUAUCCUCAGGGAGAGUACUGACAGGAGUUCUGAGAACUACAUGUGGCAAAGCUUUGAUUAUCCAUCAGAUACAUUGUUAACAGGAAUGAAGCUUGGAUGGAACUUAAAAACCGGUUUUGAGCGAUAUCUUACAUCAUGGAGAAGUGUUGAUGAUCCAUCUGCUACAGACUUUAGUUUCAGACUCGAGAUUAAUGACGCACCUCAAUUAUAUAUUAGCUCUUCGUCAAAAAAAGUGGCCCGCAGCGGACCAUGGAAUGGCGUGCAGUUUGGUGGUAUUCCCAUGACCCACAACAAGGUCUUCAAACUAAUGGUGGUGCAUAACGAAGAUGAGUUGUAUUACAUGUAUAAGCCUUUCGACGACACAGUUCUCACACGAUUAAUUGUGAAUCAAUCUUCCGGUACAAUGCAACGUUUUGUUUUUAAUCAGGGGAGCGGAGCAUGGGAAAUUCUGUACUCUUGGCCGUUUGACACAUGUGACCAUUUUGAGCAGUGUGGUGCUAACUCCAACUGCAGAACCAGCAGGACACCGAUGUGUGAAUGCUUGAAGGGGUUUGUGCCCAAAUCACAAGAUGACUGGGGCACACCUCAGACUACAACAUGUGUAAAGAAAUCACAAGAGUCAGAUUGCCCCGAUAGAGAAGGGUUUCUGAAGCUUGUUCGUAUGAAAGUCCCUGAUAAUAAUUGGUCCAACCAAAGUAUGAAUACUCAGGAAUGUUGGGCGAAGUGCUUGAAGAAUUGUUCUUGCAUGGCUUAUGCUAAUUCAGAUAUAAGCGGAAAAGGUAGUGGUUGUUUGAUGUGGUCUGGAGACCUGACUGAUAUAAAAGAAUGUUCAGGAAGUUUCAGUUGGGGACAGGAUUUAUAUAUACGGGUUCCAGCUUCAGAACUAGUUAAUGAUUCGCAUAAAAGGAAAAUAAUAAAGAUCGUCGUGGUGGUCUCAACCAUUUGUUGCUUGUUAAUAUUGGGCCUUUUAGUCUACAAAGCUUGGAAGAAAACGACGAGCAAAGGUAAGGAAGAAGUUCAAACUUUAAUAUGCGUGGAGAAUAGGAAGGAGGACAUAGAAGUACCUUUGUUUGAUUUGGCUACCAUUGUUGCUGCUACUAACAAUUUCUCCAAAGCCAAUAUGAUUGGUGAGGGUGGAUUUGGUCCUGUAUACAAGGGAACUCUUUUGGAGGGACAAGAUAUUGCAGUGAAGAGACUUUCGAAAAAAUCAAGACAGGGUCUGGAAGAAUUCAAGAAUGAAGUAGCUUUAAUUGGCAAACUUCAACACAGGAAUCUUGUUGCGCUGGUUGGGAGCUGCAUUGAGGGAGACGAAAGGAUACUGAUCUACGAGUAUAUGCCCAAUCAGAGCUUGGAUUAUUUUAUUUUCGAUAAGGUAAGAAGGGAACUACUGUCAUGGAAAAAGCGCUUUGAAAUUGUUACUGGAAUUGCACGGGGACUUCUCUACAUCCACCAAGAUUCUAAACUUCAAAUCGUUCACCGAGAUUUGAAGACGAGCAAUAUUUUGUUAGACAAUAACUUGAAUCCUAAAAUUUCAGAUUUUGGGUUGGCAAGAAUUUUCAGAGGUGAUGACACAGAAGUGAACACAAAGAUAAUCGUCGGGACAUAUGGCUACAUGUCUCCCGAGUACGCAACAGAAGGUAUAUUCUCACUGAAAUCAGAUGUUUAUAGCUUUGGAGUGCUUCUGAUAGAGAUAAUAAGUGGAAAAAGGAAUAAAGGGUUCUGUCACCUGGAUCACCAUCAUAAUCUUAUCGGACAUGCCUGGUUGCUAUGGAAUGAUGGAAGGACCCUGGAACUAAUGGAUAGGUGUUUAAAAGAUUCUUACAACGAAUCUCAAAUUCAAAGAUGUAUUCAAGUGGGUUUAUUAUGCGUUCAGAAGUUCCCAGAAAACAGACCAGAUAUGUCGUCUGUAGUUUUUAUGUUAGCAAAUGAAGAUGUAGCGUUGCCUCGACCAAGUGAGCCAGGUUUCUUCACAGAAAGAGGUCUCAGCACAGAUACAUCAUCAAGUAAAGACACAUCUAAUACAGGAAAUGCAUUGAGUAUAACCAUUCCGGUAGGAAGAUAGAAUUUCAUGCCGAAGUUUAAUAGUAGUUUCCUGUUUGGGCAUAGAGUAAUUAUGCAGAUAUGUUCUAUUUGAAUCAUAAGCUUAAAGGACUUUAUUGUCAUUGAAUAGUUUCUUGGAGAUAUUAUACAAAUGUUUGAUGUAAAGUGGAGAUUUGUUUCAGGGCAAUUCUCGUAACAGUGAUUGGUUAUGUUAUGCCUUAAAGUUAGUAAAAUUAUAUAUUU
Pistacia vera is the source of this 2786-nucleotide messenger RNA. Its product is annotated as G-type lectin S-receptor-like serine/threonine-protein kinase At4g27290. The transcript is spliced from 7 exons. The record is from RefSeq and is a predicted model, not a curated record. The coding region runs from base 115 to 2565 and encodes 816 amino acids. NCBI's taxonomy places the organism in Eukaryota, Viridiplantae, Streptophyta, Magnoliopsida, Sapindales, Anacardiaceae. Gene Ontology annotation, molecular function: protein serine/threonine kinase activity; ATP binding. Gene Ontology annotation, biological process: protein phosphorylation; recognition of pollen.